This is a messenger RNA of Periophthalmus magnuspinnatus, 2789 nucleotides long. Its product is annotated as serine/threonine-protein phosphatase PP1-beta catalytic subunit. Gene Ontology annotation, molecular function: protein serine/threonine phosphatase activity. Gene Ontology annotation, cellular component: nucleus; cytoplasm. The coding region runs from base 30 to 1013 and encodes 327 amino acids. Gene Ontology annotation, biological process: circadian regulation of gene expression; regulation of circadian rhythm. The record is from RefSeq and is a predicted model, not a curated record. The transcript has 8 exons. NCBI's taxonomy places the organism in Eukaryota, Metazoa, Chordata, Actinopteri, Gobiiformes, Gobiidae.
UGCCGCUGCUCAGUACCAACAGUGUGAAGAUGGCGGAGGGCGAACUGAACGUGGACAGCCUUAUCUCUCGGCUCUUGGAAGUGCGGGGAUGUCGCCCGGGGAAGAUUGUGCAGAUGACGGAGGCGGAGGUCCGGGGCUUGUGCAUCAAGUCCAGGGAGAUCUUCCUGAGCCAGCCCAUCCUCCUGGAGCUGGAGGCUCCACUCAAGAUCUGCGGAGACAUCCACGGGCAGUACACAGACCUGCUGAGGCUCUUUGAGUACGGCGGCUUCCCCCCUGAGGCUAACUACCUGUUCCUGGGAGACUACGUGGACCGGGGGAAGCAGUCACUGGAGACCAUCUGCCUGCUGCUGGCCUACAAGAUCAAGUACCCCGAGAACUUCUUCCUCCUGCGGGGCAACCACGAGUGCGCCUCCAUCAACCGCAUCUACGGCUUCUAUGACGAGUGUAAGCGCCGGUUCAAUAUCAAACUGUGGAAGACCUUCACUGACUGCUUCAACUGCCUGCCCAUCGCUGCCAUCAUCGACGAGAAGAUCUUCUGCUGCCACGGAGGGUUGUCGCCUGAUCUGCAGUCCAUGGAGCAGAUUCGCAGGAUCAUGAGGCCCACAGAUGUACCAGACACAGGCUUGCUGUGUGACCUGCUGUGGUCCGACCCCGACAAGGACGUGCAGGGCUGGGGAGAGAACGACCGCGGAGUGUCCUUCACUUUCGGCGCAGAUGUGGUCAGCAAGUUCCUCAACCGCCACGACCUCGACCUCAUCUGCAGAGCACACCAGGUUGUGGAGGAUGGAUACGAGUUUUUUGCCAAACGCCAGCUGGUCACCCUGUUCUCCGCGCCCAACUACUGCGGAGAGUUCGACAACGCGGGGGGUAUGAUGAGCGUAGAUGAAUCGCUCAUGUGCUCCUUCCAGAUCUUAAAGCCGUCAGAGAAGAAGGCCAAGUACCAGUACGGAGGGGUCAACUCGGGCCGACCGGUGACCCCGCCGCGCACCGCCCAGGCCCCCAAGAAGAGGUGAACCCCCGGCCCCUCCCCUCUCCCCCCUGCAUCGCCCAGAUACAGGGGGCCUAUCAAACCCCUCCUCCUCCCCCCGACUCCACUGACAGCUCUUUUCUUAAUGUGUCCGUGUACAUACAUUUUGCUGUGUAAUUCAUUUUACUUGCCUGUCGUUAACGUCGGUAUUUUUGAUAUUAUUAACCAAUCUUACAGUGGUGGACUUUUGGAUUUUUGAAGUUCCGUGUUGUAAAUUAAGGACUUCUUUUGAGAGGAAGUCGGAAUGUUUGGUUUUUUUUUUGGUUUGUUUUUUGUUUUGAACGAAAGAUCCAAUAGAUAUGACAUUGUUUUGCCUUGAUCGCUCUCAGCUAUAGAGACUGAGAUUCCUGUACAAUGUUGAAUCCGUAUAGAAAACCACAUGUAUUUCUGAGGUUUUAACCCUUGCAUGUGCACGUGUUGUUGUGCACUAACCAUGUAUUUUUUUUUUUUUUUGUUUUUUUUAUUUUUUAUUUUUUUUUCAUGUUGGACAGAAGGAAUUGAAAGGGUUAACUGGUAAAGAAUGUGGACAGACAAGCGUGAAUGAAAUGAUAUCCAAAAAAGAGAAUUAUAUAUAGAAUUUUGAUAUUUUUAAUCAAGCUAAUUAAUCAAAGUUACAGUGUUUUUUUUGUUUUGUUUAAGUUUUCAAGUGAGAUGGUGUUUACAGUCUGUGGUGCACAUUUGAGCAAUAUGCAAAAUUUUCUUAGGUUUUCUCAAAAAGUUGGGUCAGGUAGCUAGAUUGAGAAGCACGGCGAUGUAAUUAUGGGUGGAAAUGCGGUUCUCUCUCUCACCUCACAGCAAGACGGUUCCGGGUUCAGUUCCCAGACCUUUUUGGGCCUUAGUGUGUGGAGGUUGCAUGUUCUUCUCAUGUCUACUAGGUGUGUUUACCCUGGGUUCCCUAUCUAUGAACAUGUAUGCUAAUGCUAAUCCUAGCUCCUGAACAUGAAUUUUGAUGUAGAAAAGGGUUGCCCCAGUGGCAUUGAAGGAUGGGUCAAAUGCAGAGGGGAUGAUAAACAUAAACUUUUAACAGUAGUUCUCAAAAUAGUACUUUAAAUGUGCUGUACCUGACUUUUUACUAAAAAGGUGAAAAAUGGAUCCAUUUAGGAUGAAAUGACAUCAGAGACUACAAAUACCACCCCACUCGAUGCUACAAAAAAACUGAAAAAAAUGUAAAAUUACAAAUUAAAUUAAAUACUGGCAGUGUUGCAUACAGACAGAGAAGGCACUUACCAAAGUUGCGAGAUUAACUGAAUUUUUCAAAUAUUAUUUCUCAAUUUUUGCACAAUUCUUGUAAAUUUUGAUAAUGAAUUUGAGGUACAUUUAUGGACAAAUCAUCAACUAGAGCACCGAAUGUAAUUUGAAAUGAUUUGCAUAUAAACACUAAAUAUUAUAAAAUUCAAAAAUAUGUUUAUACAUUUUUUCUUAAGCUGCGCAUGUCUUGGCUGAGCAGGAACAGGAUCAGACUGACAGUGCCCCCUGGUGUUGAAAUACAGUUUUUAUCCAAAUGUAUAUGGAAGUUGAUUUUUUGAAGAACUGUUGCCUCUUUUGAUUUUAAUUUUUGCUAUAUUUCAUUGGAUUGCUCUUGGAGUUAGAUAUUUGGUUGUAUUUUUUUUCUUUUUCUUUUCUCAAUGUUUACUUCUUAUUUACAUAAUUUAUUUCCUAAACUUAAGAGUAAAUGUAUUACAAUGAGGUGUUACCAAAAGCUGUUUUGCAAUUUGUACAAGUUUGUUUGAAAGUCUACAGUUAAAUAAAAUGGAUGGAUACA